Molecule: messenger RNA, 1682 nt
Organism: Exophiala mesophila
Lineage: Eukaryota; Fungi; Ascomycota; Eurotiomycetes; Chaetothyriales; Herpotrichiellaceae
Exons: 2
Coding region: 286-1455 (389 amino acids)
Biological process (GO): mannitol catabolic process
Cellular component (GO): cytosol
Molecular function (GO): mannitol-1-phosphate 5-dehydrogenase activity
Source: RefSeq, a predicted model, not a curated record
CCCAAACACUGGCACACGCCUGCUUUCUUCACUUUAACUACCUAACCUGACAUUCACCAUCAGUUCCUGCUGCAUAUUCACUUCACCAUCCCACUCUGACUCUGAUCUGCUUCACCUGACCGCACUUUUUUCCUAUAAAUAUUUCUCUCCUGCCCAACUUUCUCUCCAAAACUUCUCCCGAUCUCAGCUUGCAUCUCUCAUUGUCUGUUUCGAAACUCUGCUUAAACGCUGUGAAAGAGAUUCAACAACUCUAUCUAAACCCUCACCUAUUUCAACUUUGUCACCAUGGGUCUCUCUGCUGUUCACUUCGGUGGAGGCAAUAUUGGCCGUGGUUUCAUUGCUGAGCUCCUCCACGAAUCUGGCUUUGCCAUCACCUUCGUUGAUGUGGUCGAUGAUCUCAUCAAUCGAAUCAAUGCCUCCAAGUCCUACAAGAUCACUGAAGUUGGUGAGGAGGGAGAAAAGACUAAGAUCAUCACAAAUUACCGCGCUAUCAACUCCAAGUACAACUUGGAUGAGGUUGUCAAGACUAUCUCUGAGGCAGACAUUGUCACCUGCGCUGUGGGCCCAAAUGUGCUCAAGUUCAUCGCCAAACCCAUUGCUGAUGGCAUCUCUGCACGCACUGUCACCAAGCCACUUGCUGUGAUUGCCUGUGAGAACAUGAUCAAUGCCACCGACGCUCUGAAGGCACUCAUCACCGAUCCCAAGAACAUGAAGCCAGAGGUCCUUAAAGACCUUGCUUCCAAGGCCGAGUUUGGUAAUUCUGCUAUUGAUAGAAUUGUCCCAACUCAACCUACCGAUGCCAACCUCGACGUUGUCAUUGAGUCUUUCUAUGAGUGGUGCGUUGAAACUAAUGGUUUCAAGUCUGGUCACCCCGAAGUCAAGGGCAUUCACUGGGUUAGCGACCUGGAGCCAUACAUCGAGCGCAAGCUCUUCACCGUCAACACUAGUCACGCCACCGCCGCCUACUUUGCCUACCAGAAAGGCAUCAAAACUAUCCAUGAGGCUCUCGCUGACAAGGAGAUCCGCGACGAGGUUCAUGCUGCUCUCGAAGAGACUGCCCACUUGAUCACUGGCAAGCAUGGAAUCACCGACGAAGAACAACAACAAUAUGUUGAAACCAUCAUCUCUCGCAUCUCCAACCCACAUCUUGAAGAUGUCCCUGUCCGUGUCGGCCGUGCUCCUCUCCGAAAGUUGGGUCGCAAGGAGCGAUUCAUCGGACCUGCAGCCCAGCUCGCCGAGCGGGGUUACGAUGUCACUGCCCUGGUCCGUGGUGUGGAGUAUGCUCUGCGCUUCCAGAAUGUCGAAGGUGAUGAUGAGAGCAAGGAGCUGGCCGAGAUCUUGAGCUCUUUGUCUGCCGAGGAUGCCACGACCAAGCUCACUGGCCUUACCCCAGAUCAUCCCCUGUUCGAAAAGGUCUUGGAGAAGGUCAAGCUUGUCCAGAGCGAAAAGAAGUGAGGCCAAGGCAUGGCACUUGAUCCGGUUUGCGUCUGGCAGACACAUGAGAUACACGACUAGUAUGCACUUUUUCGAUCUUUGAGCCGGGUUUGCUCCUUAGCUACCGGCUUUUCCCAACCAGAGUCUUGCGAGAUAGACAUUGGGAUUAGGUAGCUUUCAUGGUGGGGUCUUUUAGCCCAGGAUGUCGGCUGAGGACAAUCAAAAGUCUUAAUGACACAUGACUCUUA